Molecule: messenger RNA, 5982 nt
Organism: Nerophis ophidion (straightnose pipefish)
Lineage: Eukaryota; Metazoa; Chordata; Actinopteri; Syngnathiformes; Syngnathidae
Product: mucin-2
Exons: 1
Coding region: 171-3149 (992 amino acids)
Biological process (GO): regulation of canonical Wnt signaling pathway
Cellular component (GO): plasma membrane
Molecular function (GO): phosphatidylinositol-4,5-bisphosphate binding; beta-catenin binding
Source: RefSeq, a predicted model, not a curated record
AUAGACAGAGGGAAGGGACGCAGGCAGACGAGAAAACAAGAAAUGCGGCGAGAGCAACAGAGGUAAAGACGUUUUUCCGAGGGAGACAAAAAUACGCUCUCACAUAAAUGCUCCAUACUGUAACGAGGGAAUAAUAACCGCAGCAAGAAAGGGGGGGGGACGCAAAGAAGAUGGAUGUACAGACGGACAAUAUGGACCCCGCGCCUUGUGAAUCAAGUGGGAAAAUUCGCAAAGGAUUCAAGCUGUUUGGAAAACGCAAGCCUGGUAGCAUCUUUUCUAUGAAAAACAACAAAUCACCUGUUAUCAGGAGCCAGACCCACGAUGGAUUACCAGAAGGUGCUUCACCUGAUUCUGAGUCGGAAGCAGACAAGGAGAAGGCGCAGGGGGUGAGUCAAGGAGACAGCGAGUAUACAGAGGAGGAACUGACAGAUGAGAUGGCUGCUGCCCGCAACUCCAUCUCUUCAACCAGCUCGGCCAAGUCCCUCAGUUUUUUCUCUAGACUGAAAGGGGCUCGGAGAGGAGGCGGAGACCGCAAGGUCCACACAAUUUCCCAGCCAGUGCGUCCACAACGGCAAGGGCUGAAGAGUCUUUUUGACAGCGUGAAGUUCCGCUCGAAAGACAAGGAGGACAAAGUGGACGCUCCCCUAAGCCCACUGCUAAUGUCAUCCCGAUCUAACAGUGUGGAAAUUAUCAAAGAGGACCUCAGUCUCACCCCUAAAUCUCACCCUCGUUCCCUUGAGAGCCCUGAGAAAGUGAGCAAUGAGGCUACUCAGAGCUCUCCGACAGCAGCAGGUGAUAUGAAGGACGGAAAGGUGGCACCUGAAAGUAGCCUGGGUUCCUUGUUGGAGGACAUUUCCUCUCUCCUCACCUUUGAGUCCAUUUCCGGAGGAGACAUCAUGGCCGGUGUGGAGGCAGAAUGGGGAAAAGUCAAAUGUGCCACAAGUUCGGAAGCACCUGAGGUGUCGGCAUCGACCACUUCUCACCUCUCUAGACUAACUUCCGCCACUCCAACAACCUGUACUUCUUCGCCUGUAGCCACCCCUCCAAUCAUGAGCACUUUUUCCAAACCCUCCACAUUUACCACCCAGUCGCUCAAACCAAGCUCAUACUCUGCUCUAACCUUUGAGCAACCUUCUAUUGGAAUUACAAUUAAAUCUGCUAACAUUAAACCUUCAUUUACUCUUAUGACAUCAACAUCUCCUCCAAAAGUUUUUACCCCUUCAGUCACAAUGACUGCUACUACAACCACUUUCAAGAACCAGGCCUCUGUGAACAAGACAAGUCUUAACUCAACUGAUGGCCAACUGGCUUCAUUAGACACUGCAACACAUCCACGUUCAACUCUCACCUCAGUAAGUAAGCCUAUCCCUGAAGCUACCCCCCCUCUUUUCACAAUUGUCAAACCUGCAACCCCACAUCCAGCCUCCCCUUUCACCUUUAACCAACUUGCUAAUGAUUUUAACUUGCAAACUUCCAACUACACCAAACUUCAAAAUGCACUUGCAAAGGAUGAAUCCGCUUCAAAUACCAAACCUCCUUUCAUUUCCACCAUAACAACAGUUAUGCCAUCUGUGCCAAGCAUUUCUAUACCUGCACAGUCGGGGAUCCUUAAUAGGAACUCUAUCCCUCUAGAUUGUGCCCAACCUGAAUCUAGCCCACCCAGGGCUAAACAGUCUCUUACGUCUUUAGACACCACUAGUCAUGCAAAAGGGCUGAGUCCAGUCUCCCUAUCCAAAACUCCUUCUUUACCUGUGACUGUAUCAAAAGACCCUCCUGCUUCUGCAUAUAUACCAGUGUCUGGCUCUCCUUCAGUUGGUGUGCCAUCCUCAAUUGACGCCCCUGCCUCGGCCCAUGUUCCAGUUGCAGUGUCAAAAAGCCCACAUGCCCUUGAUAAUUUUACAAUUUCACUGUCAAAAGGCCCUCCUGCCCUAGCUCAUAUUCCUGUUCCAGUGUCAAAAAGCCCUCCUUCCAUGGAUAAUGUUCCAGUUACACUGUCUAAAUGUCCUUCUGCUGCGGCUCAUGUGCCAGUUUCAUUAUCAAAAGGCCCUCCUACCCUGGUCCUUGCUCCGGAUCCAGUGUCAAAAUGCUCUCCUGCCCCGGCUAAUAUUCCUGUUCCAGUGUCCAAAAGCCCUCCUGCCCUACUCUCAGAAGGUCCUCCUGCUCUGGCUCAUGUUCCAGUUACACUAUCAAAAGGCCCUCCUACCCUGGUCCUUGCUCCGGAUCCAGUGUCAAAAUGCCCUCCUGCCCCGGUUAAUAUUCCUGUUCCAGUGUCCAAAAGCCCUCCUGCCCUACUCUCAGAAGGUCCUCCUGCUCUGGCUCAUGUUCCAGUUACACUAUCAAAAGGCCCCCCUACCCCGGUCCUUGCUCCUGUUUCAGUGUCAAAAAUUUCUCCUACCCCGGCCCAUGUUCCAGGUAUAGUUUUAAAAUGCCCUCUUACCUUGACCAAUGUUCCAGUUACAUUUUCAGAUAGCUCUUCUGCCCUGAACCAUGAUCCAAAAAGCCAUCCUGUUUCCGCUCAGAUCACAAUUUCUCCAACCAAAUCCUCCCCUUCCCCUGUCACCUCCCUUCCGACUUCCCCUGUGCCUUUGCCAAGUGAAGCUGCACCAUCUAACAAGAUGAUGGCAAGCGAGGCGCCGACAAACGGGCAGUUGUCAAGUCCGGGUAGCACAGAUGCACAAAGUGCCAAAGUGGAAGAGCAGCUUAAUGGGUCACGCAUGGACCUCUCCAAAGAAAGGCGGACACAAGUAAGGGCAGUAAGCAAAAUCCCUGUAGUUGGUGGAGCCCGAACAGGAAAGCAAACAGUGCGAGACAGCCACCAUGCUGAGGAUGAAUCAAGCAGGGACCCACCUACUCCUGUGUUCGAAGAGAACAGGCCUAUCUUGGGCUACCACGAUACAGGGAGCAGAGACAAAGGUGUCAGUGUUGAGGUCCAUGUGCAAACCACUAAACACAGCCAGGAGCAGAGUCAGCUGCCUCACCAGUCCAAACAACCCAUCAGUUUACCGCGUGACUCCAGGAUCCCCAUCAAGCACGGCGCCUCACAAAUCCCGCAAGCUAGAGAAUCACCUCGCACCAAGAUACCUGUGUCCAAGGUGCCAGUGCGCAGGGUUGGGAAUAAACCUCCAUCUGCUGGUGGUACAAGAAAAUAAAAAUAAUCCUUUGGACAUUUCCCUCACUCCCCUUUAACUUCACAACUGUGUGUCGGUUUUUCAUCUACUGGUUUCACGAAGGAAAGACGCCAGCACUUGAGCACAAACAUCUGCACAAGCCUGACUGGCACUCAGGAACAUUGUGGAGCAGGAAAUGGAACAGGUUGGGUGCUUUUCCUACAGACUAUAAUUCAGUCUUUUCUACGGUAUUUUAACUUUUGUUAAACAUGCUUUUUGUAGAGAACGUCAAACCCUUCCUUCUUUCUAGGAGCACCCCUAUGUUGGUAUCCAGAGCAGCUCGAAAACUAUACAUUCCACAACCUAUCUCUGAUGUAUGUAGCAGAAAAUGUGCCAUUUCGUUCGUUUUUGCGCUGGUCCCAAAGUACAUCCGCCCUUAUGUGUUUUCCUGCUCCUAUGUAACAUGGCUAGAUCACAAAGGGAGAGACUUUGAAGAGGGCAUGGAAGUGAUUCAGUCAGCUGCCAUUAUGAAUGGCUCAGUGGACAUUUGAAAGGAUGCAGAGAUGAGGCCUCUGGCUUGUGCAUGGACACAUAACCUGAUCCCGCUUAUACUCAGAUGAUCUGUGUGCACAGUCUUAACUAUGUAGUUUCCUAUUUAACCAAUAAAAUAUGAGUGCUUAGAAAGUGGACAAUUCAUUUUAAUGCAAAUGUAAAGCAGGAUUUAUUAUGAAGUCGGAUUAUUCCUUCAGCUAAAUUAAUAUGGAAGAAUGACAUAAUGCUGUCAUUGAGAUCGAAGGAAUAUUUUCACUGUUCAAAUGUCAGCAUGGUUUCACUGUGACCUCCUCACACUGCAAGCUCACUGACCUGAAUAGAAGGCACGUUCAUGUCAACUGCAACCUGGCCAAUCGGCUAAGAGGGAGCACAAUUAUCAUACGUAGCUUAACACGAAAGGAGUGUGCAAAUUAGAGUCAUUGCCAUUUCAGGCGUGUACUGCAUCUCACUCAAAGUAAUGCAAUUAGGAUUACAUUGGUGAUGGAUUUUAAUAAAAUAAAAUCCAUUGUAAUUUUAUUUUUAUUUUUGGUGUUACCUAUGAUUUGUGCUCCCAAUGUUUUGGAAGGAAAUCUACAGUUUAUUACAGAUACCAUCAUAGGUUUCUAAUCAUUAGUCAAUGACUUAUGAGCAGCAAUUUUGUCCAAGAUACUUUGCUUAAUGGCAGCCAUGUUUUUCAUCCAAACUUUCUCAAAUUUUAAUGACAUGUGCUUGCCAGUCCCGUUUAAGGCAGGGAUAUUAAAUGAAAUUGUUUGGGGGCCACAUGUUCAGAAAGCUAAGGACCAGUGGGCCAGAUUCCUCCAUUCGCUAUUAGUCUUAUUGUGUAUAUUCGUGAGAACCAGCGUCCUCUAUAGUAGACGUUUAAUUUUGGUCUAUUAAUUUUGUUACAGUUACAGGAGCGCUCUGCUGUUUUUAAGGACCUACUAGUGUUUUUAAGAAUCUGCUGCAAAAAUGUUAGUCUCAAGUUUUUUUUAGCUGAGCUCACAGGCUUCCAGUUGGGUCACCCAAAUAAUGAAAAAGAGAGGACAAAAAAUGGAACCUUGAGGAACACUAAUACAACAAAAGAAGCUUAACAAAUGACUACUAACUGCAUUUGAAGAACAAGCUACAGCAACACCUUAGUUGCAUAAAUCACAUUACUAAAGAAAAAUUGUACCUGCCAAAAUGGAGAAAACUUAUAGGGGUGCCUUGAGGAACGCCUCAGUUAUGUAAAUCCCAAGUUUGCUAGCAAGGUUAAAAUGUCAAUGCAAGUAUCUGCCAAUGUGUUUACAUUGUUCCAUAUUCCUCUUUACAACAGGAGCGCUCCCAUUUUUUUCCGGAAUUUGCUGCAAAAAUGUUUGUCUCCCUAGUUUUGAAAUGAACUCAGGGGCCGAUAUGGUGUCAGGUUUGGCCCCAGGGCCACAAAUUGAAUACCCCUGCCUUGAGGUGUGUACUAGAUCGGGUUGCAAUUCGACUCAACACCCAAACGUGGUUGCAGUAGAGCAUGUUUUGACAAAUGUUUACCCUUUUGUGAGCACCAGUUCAGUAGAAUGUGUUUUACACACUGUAGAUGUCUUGUAACGUAACAGACAUGUUUUUUCGUGAAGAAUUUAGGCGUUUUUUUCUUUUUCUUUUUUCUUUUUUCUUUUUUCUUUUCAUGAAGCUAUGGGGCACUGUACAGAUCAGUAAUGUGCAACGCAAGUUUGUCUGUAUUGCAAUAUUAAAUAUGAGCUUAAAGAGCAUGUAAAAAUAAUGGCUGUUUUGAAAGCAAUCAUUAUUACAAUAUUCACUUGGGCCAUGAUCCUUUCUGCGGUUUGGAAUAGGAAACCCAUUUGAGAAGGUCCACUGAAUAGAGCCUUUUGUCCAUAUCACAUGAUAACUAAUCAACACUUACAAAGUUAUUACUACAGAGAACUUUAUGGCAACAGAACACACUGAAGAGUUGGCCAUGCAUAAGCUUUCUUAGUCAAUAAAGUGUUUGUGUGUGUUCCCAGCGUGAUGCAGCAAUUUCAACUACCAUAAUGCACUGGGACAGCCUGGUACAUCUCGUGGAUGUGUUUGUGUCUGAAUCUGCCUCUGGAGAGCGAUGUGCCUCUUUAGAUCCUAAUUUAGCAUGCUUCAUUCUGUGUUUCUAUGCCAACCCCACUAGGUCAACCAAUAGAAGUGUGUGAGCAACAGUGGGAGGAGUUUCUAAAAAUUAGUGCUUUACCCAAGCACUAAAAAGACACAAAGUGUGAAUCGAACACAUGUUUUAAUGUCAUUUGGCGGAUACAUUUGAUCUAAUUGUAUGUUUGUAUCUGGGGUAAAUGACUGGAUAAUGAUCAUUAUUGUUUUGCCUGGAGCAAUU